UCAGAGUUUCCGUCUGUUUGAGAGAUUUUGAGAAAUUAUAACAAGAAAGACAUCAUCUUGUAACCUAAAAGCAGAUGGAAUCAUUGAUUGAUUGGAGUGAACCCAUAUCAGAUCAGAAACAUGCAGAGAUUAGAAUUAUUUGAGGGGUUUUUCACUUGAAGACUUCAAUUUGGUGUUUCAGGUUUAACCAAUUGCACCUGAAGAGUUUCUACUCAUCAUCCAUUUCUACACUCUCAAAGGUACUACUUAUUUUUCCAUCUUUUGAUUCAGGGGUUUUCGAAUUACAAAUUUUGGGGGUCUUCUUAGAUUUAUUGUUCAAUUUUAGGUUAACAAUGGAAGAAAUAAGAAAUGAACCAUGUUCUGAUAGGGAAGAUAGAAUCAGUAGGUUGGAAGAUGCAUUGAUUCACUACAUCCUGUCUUUCAUUGAUCCUAAAUAUGCAGUACAAACCAGUGUCUUAUCGAAACGAUGGAUUGAUAUCUGGAAAUCUCUCACUUUUCUAAGCUUCUAUAGGAGUUCAUUUUCACAAGACAAAAAAGAUAGUUUUGUAAUGUUUGUUGACAUGGUAUUCAUUUUUCGCCGGAAAGACAUUGAUGUUCAGAGGUUUCGUUUGGAUUGGAGUGACUCAGCGUAUGAUGAUUCAGUGACAGUACAUGUUAAUAGAUGGUGCCUUAAUGCUAUUGGGUAUAAUGUUCAAGAAGUAAGAAUAUUAAUCACUCAGUUUUAUAAUUCGGCAUAUGAAUUUCCUCACCGUCUCUUUAAUUGUAAAUCACUGAGAAUGUUGGUAAUAGAAGUGUGUGGUAAUGCCAGAUAUGUAGAUGUUAUUCUACCAAGAUCAAUGAAUUUACCUCAGCUUAAAGUACUGGCCUACUGUGGAUUAUCAAUCUCCGGUGUAGAAUUUUCUAAAAGUCUCUUUCCAAGUUGUCCAGUUCUUGAAACGUUACACGUAGUUGAUUUUGAUAUACACAAUGAUAAAGGAAGGAAUUUGAUUGUUGUUUUUCUCUCAGCCUUAAGGAGUUUAAGUAUGCUUUUAGACAUCUUUUGCAGCAAAAUGAUAGUAUGGUUAACAUUGUCAAAUUAUCUGCUCCAAAUCUGGCAGCAUUCACUUGGAGAUUUUUCUUGACACACUAUUAUUCUCUAGAAAAUUGUUCUCCACUAUCCCAAGUACAUUUUGACACGAGACUUAAAGAAGAAAAAGAAGAAGGUGAUGAUGAUGAUGAUGAGGAGGAGGAGGAUGCUGAUACCUAUUUGAAUCUGCCUUCAAAAGAGAAAGUUGUGUAUGCUAAACAUAUGAUGAAAUUACUAGGAGCGGUUUGCAUGGUGAAAAAAAAUGAUAUUAUCACCUGGUUUCCUUGAGGUUCUUUCUCAAGCUCCUGACUUAUUAAACUGUCAACCACCUCGCUUAUGUAGUCUAGAAUCUUUAAUGCUGGAAAUUUGGUCUACAAGAAACAGCUUGCGCUCAGUAGCAUACUUACUCAAGAUUUCUCCUAGUAUUACUGAUCUUUUCCUUCAAUCCAUGGAGACAAAUUUAGCGUAUAUUGGAGCUGAUUGGGAAGCAGGAUUGUCAUCCCCGGAAAUGUUGUCUUACCUUUGGUUUGUCGAGAUUUAUGAUGUGGAAGCAUGUGAUGCUAAGUUCAAACUUCCGGCUUUUUUGUUGAAAAAUGCAAAGGUCUUGGAGCAGGUUGAUGUAAUCUUUUCGCGUUCUAGUUUUGGUUCGCGUGCUAGCAAGGGACAAGUUGAGCUAUUUAUAAAAAAGCUAAGAGCAGUUCCUACAGCUUCUUCAAGUAUCAACUGGCAGUUUAUGAGAACUUAGUAGGUGAUAUUGUGAGCUUUUUACUAGAGAACCUGCAACCAAAAGUAGUCAGAUAAUAAUGGAUAACUCUAUACUCAGCCAAGAAGCAAGAGACUUUCCUGCGAACUCAUGUAAUUUGGUGUUUCCUCUUGUUUUUGCAGUAUAUAUGUCUUCUUCAAAAUAUAUAGUUAUUGAAAUGUCUAUUUGAGACUUAGUUAAAUGUUAUAUGCCCGUACUUUAAUGCUAAUUGUCUUAUCUUUUGUUUACAAUGACUUUAAGUAUAGGCUGAAUGAUUUUCAUGGAAGUCUGACCAAUAUG
This is a messenger RNA of Papaver somniferum (opium poppy), 2108 nucleotides long. RefSeq lists its product as uncharacterized. The record is from RefSeq and is a predicted model, not a curated record. The transcript is spliced from 3 exons. Bases 1329 to 1811 code for a protein of 160 amino acids. NCBI's taxonomy places the organism in Eukaryota, Viridiplantae, Streptophyta, Magnoliopsida, Ranunculales, Papaveraceae.